Folsomia candida is the source of this 1460-nucleotide messenger RNA. Its product is annotated as EARP-interacting protein homolog. NCBI's taxonomy places the organism in Eukaryota, Metazoa, Arthropoda, Collembola, Entomobryomorpha, Isotomidae. The coding region runs from base 125 to 1258 and encodes 377 amino acids. Gene Ontology annotation, molecular function: protein binding. The transcript has 7 exons. The record is from RefSeq and is a predicted model, not a curated record. Gene Ontology annotation, biological process: protein ubiquitination.
AGACACCGAAGCGGGGUCUGGUUAAGGAUGAGACUGGCCGAAAAUGUCAAAUUUGUUUUGUCAUAUUUAUUUUAUUUGGUAUUUGACAUAAAUUCAGACACAUUGACCCCGGUGACAAUUUAGUAUGGAUUCCUGCGCUAUUUAUGGACUCGAAUCACAGGGACGGGCCCUCUGUUCCCACAGAUUUGGUGAGGAGGAGGUGAUCCGAUUUUACGUUGGGACCCUGUCACCACGGUCCGAAGGUCAUGUUCACCAGGUUGACUUCAACGAAGAGACAAACCACAUCAGCAGAAAGAUUUAUAAGCCGAAAGUCGGAGAAAUAUGGCAGAUUGUAGCCGCACCCAAUCCCGGAGGGAGCAACCUACUUGCCUUAACGUACAACCAUAUCACAGACAACUCUGCUCAAACCAGAGCUGGUGUGUUUGAGCUCCCUGAUUCGAAAUCUGGAGAAAAUAGCCAAGAGUUGAAAUCUAUUUGGAAGUUUGAAUCUCCAGAGGACCAGAAAUGUCGAUGUGUAGAUUGGCACCCGACAAAGGCAUCUAGACUUGCAGUUGUCUACGAUAAAGAGUUUUGCAUAUGGGAUUUCGGUACGGGUUCUCCACAAGUUCAUGCAACAUAUAAGCGAAACAUGGGCGAUGGGGAAAGUACAAUUCAAACCGAAGUUUAUAUGGGAAAGUGGAAUCCGCAUCUGGAUGGCAAUCAGUUUAGCUUAAUUUCUGGACAGUCUGUGGAGGGGAUUGAUAUUCGAAACAUGCAGAGUAGCUGGAAAUUUAAAUCAGCUCAUAAAUUUCAAGUCAGGGAUGUCGAUUUUAACCCUAAUAAGCAGUAUUACUUUGCUACUUGCGGGGAUGAUUGUGCAACUCGAUUUUGGGACAUAAGAAAACCUAACGACUGCCUAAAAGAGGUCUAUGAGCACUCCCACUGGGUUUGGAGAGUACGCUACAAUUCGUUCCACGAUCAACUGGUCCUCACAUCGGGGAGUGAUUCCGUGGUGGUCCUCCACGCACUGCCCUCCAUAUCUUCCGAACCCAAGGGGCAUCUCGUUUAUUCUGAGGGAGAUGACGGUGAAGAAAUACCUUCUCAACGGGAACAAAGGCUUGAGGAAGGAGUACUAGCAAAGUACGAAGAACACGAGGAUGCCGUGUACGUUACAGAAUGGUCAAGUUAUGAUCCUUGGAUAUUCGCGUCACUUAGUUAUGAUGGCCGCUUAGUUAUAAAUCGUGUACCACAAUCUCAAAAGUACAAAAUAUUAUUAUAACUAUUAUUGCAUUUUCGAUGCAUAUAUGGAUAAGUUAUUAAGGUCUAGUUAUUACUAUUUUUGUUGGAAAUCGAAUUUAUUUACGGAUUUAAAUUGGAUGAUUAUUAAAUAAUACUUUUAAAAUCAAAAAUACAGUAAUCACUAAAAAGUUUGAUUACUAUAUGCAUCAGCCAUGUGAAUAGGAAAAAUUUUAACGAUGUUG